Molecule: messenger RNA, 2431 nt
Organism: Bombina bombina (fire-bellied toad)
Lineage: Eukaryota; Metazoa; Chordata; Amphibia; Anura; Bombinatoridae
Product: annexin A11-like
Exons: 1
Coding region: 204-1757 (517 amino acids)
Biological process (GO): cytokinetic process; phagocytosis
Cellular component (GO): cytoplasm
Molecular function (GO): calcium ion binding; calcium-dependent phospholipid binding
Source: RefSeq, a predicted model, not a curated record
GGCAGGGAAUGGGGCGGUUCUCUCCCGCACAGGGUUAAAAGCAAAUGGAAGAAAAUAUUAAGGCAAGACAGAAAGCUGACUCCUCCUCUGGCAGAUCUCCUCCUGCAGCCUGCACAGUCCCUGCCCUAGAGAGAAACUGAAAAAGCAGAAGGGAGCAGCUCAAGGAACCAAGGAAGCAUUAUUUUGACUGUUGCAUCUAAACAAUGAGUUAUCCAGGUUAUCCUCCUAUGAGCGGCUUUCCCCCAAUCCCCACAGCUAAUAAUCCAUGGGGGGCACCUGGAGGGAACCCUCCUCCUCUUGGACUCGAUAGCAUGGCGGCUACCUUUGGUCAGCAGUACAACCCACAGAGCUAUAUGCAAAACUCAGGGUAUCCUCCAGCUGGUUUUGGAGGUAUGAAUCCAGGCCCAGGAAUGUACCCACAGACUGCAGGUGGUGGAUAUGGGGCACCUCCAGGUGGUGGAUAUGGGGCACCACAGCCUGGUCAACCACAAGUUCCUUCCUAUGGCAUGUUCCCACCAGCUAGUGGAGGCCAACAGCCACAGAUGCCAGGAUAUAAUCAAGGAUAUCCCUCAGCCCCCCUGCCUGGUCAGCCAAUGCCAUCACAUGGGCAUCCGCAAAUGCCAAUGCCUGGUCAGCAACCCAUGCCAGUGCCUGGACAACCACCAAUGGGCAUGCCUGGACAGCCUCCAAUGACCUACCCAAGCCAGCAACCUGUUCCAAGUUAUCCUGCAGGACCAGCUGUAAAUCCUUCUAUGCCAUCGUACCCAUCCCCAGGAAUGCCAGCUGUCACUCCAGGGAAGGUUGCGAAACGAGGAACCAUAACAGAUGCACCAAACUUUGAUCCACUUAGAGAUGCUGAAGUGCUCAGAAAAGCCAUGAAAGGAUUUGGAACAGAUGAACAGGCCAUUAUAGAAUGUCUGGGGAGCAGGUCAAAUAAACAGAGACUGCAGAUUGCACUAUCCUUUAAAACGGCCUAUGGAAAGGAUUUAAUAAAAGACCUGAAGUCUGAGCUUUCUGGAAACUUUGAGAAGGCAGUCCUAGCGAUGUUGAAAGCGCCUUCAGUUUAUGAUGCUUAUGAAAUCCAUGAAGCCAUUAAGGGUGCCGGCACAGAUGAGGCUUGCAUCAUAGAGAUCCUGUCAUCACGCAGUAAUGCAGAGAUCCAAGAAAUCAACAGGGUGUACAAAACAGAAUUUAAGAAGACACUGGAACAGGCUAUUAAGAGUGACACUUCCGGUCACUUCCAGAGACUGUUGAUUUCACUCUCUCAGGGGAACCGAGACGAGAGCAGCCAUGUGGACAUGACAUUAGUCCAACGUGAUGUCCAAGAGCUGUAUGCAGCUGGGGAGAAUCGCCUGGGCACAGAUGAGUCCAAGUUCAACGCCAUCUUGUGUGCUAGGAGCAGACCACAUCUUAAUGCAGUUUUCUCUGAAUACCAGAGGAUGUGCAACCGUGACCUUGAGAAAAGUAUCUGUCGUGAGAUGUCAGGGGAUCUAGAGAGUGGCAUGCUGGCAGUCGUGAAGUGCCUUAAAAACACUCAAGCAUUCUUCGCUGAACGUCUUCACAAAGCAAUGAAGGGCGCUGGCACAAAAGACAAGGCGCUGAUCCGUAUCAUGGUGUCGCGCAGUGAGGUGGAUUUGCUGGAUAUUCGCACAGAGUACAAGAGGCUUUAUGGAAAGUCCCUGUACACAGAUAUCACGGGCGACACAUCUGGAGAUUACCAGAAGAUGCUUCUGAAGCUUUGUGGUGGGAACGAUUAAGCGGUGCCUUUUUCUACGUGGGACAGAAAAAAACCUUGCAUAUCGUUUGUCUGCUCAGUUCUUUAUUCUGUUCAUAUCAAUAGUUUGGUGCCUACCAGAAUGUACUUAGGGGGACAUGCAUCCCAAAAUGUUUCUUUCAUUAUUCAGAUAGAUCACACCAUUUUAAACUUUCCAGUGUAUUUCUAUUAUCUGGUCUGCUUGGUUCUCUUGGUAUCCUUUGUUGAAGGAGCAUCAGUUCAUUACUGGGAGUUAGCUGAAAGCCAAUGGCAAGAUGCAAAUGUGUGCAGCCACCAAUCAGCAACUUCUGAGUCUACCUAGGUAUACUUUUCGGCGGGGGAUACUAAGAGAACAAAGCAAAUUGAAUCGUGGAAGUAAAUUGGAAAGGUAUUUAAAAUUGCAUGCUGUGUCCAAAUCCUGGAAGAAGAAAAUUUGGGUUUCAUGUCCCUUUAACUAAGUGCACCCAACUACAACCAAGUCCAGUGCAAUAUCUCAUUAGCUUGUAGUGGCUUAGAACUGUCCUUAUAUUUACCCAACUGUGUAUACACACAUGACAGGCACAUAUUGACACACACAUGUAUAGCACCUGUCUCCAACACAAAUUCUUCAAAUGUCCAACCAUAUUGCUGUUUCCAUUAUCUACAGCUCUAGAAAAUACAGUUUUUGCUUGCAAUUAA